Lepisosteus oculatus (spotted gar) is the source of this 10413-nucleotide messenger RNA. The record is from RefSeq and is a predicted model, not a curated record. NCBI's taxonomy places the organism in Eukaryota, Metazoa, Chordata, Actinopteri, Semionotiformes, Lepisosteidae.
AUGUCAGUGUUCUUUGUGGGGUACAGGGGUGUCAGUGUCCUGUAUGACUGCAGACAGAGUACUGUAGAGUCAUCUAGCCGCACUUCUUUCCAUGCGAGGUUUCGGACCUCCAGUCCCAAUGGCCUGCUGUUCCUGGCUGCUGGACAGACGGACUACUGCCUGGUGGAACUGCACUCCGCUCGCCUGCAGGUCAAAUUGGACUUGGGAUCUGGAGAACGAAUACUUCGCUCAGAGAGAGGGACUCCGCUGAAUGAUCUGGCAUGGCACACAGUUGAAUUUCAACACGAAAAUCACAAUGUUACCCUUUCAGUUGACAAACAUUUCCAAACAACCCUAAAAAUGCCCGAGUCCCAGCAUGAUCUUAACAUUCAAGAUGGGCUUUAUGUUGGUGGAACUGGAGGUCUUGACAAAUCAUACCUCCUCAGUGAACCUGUGGGCUUCAGAGGUUGUAUUGAUGAGCUUUUGUUCAAUCAGCACAAUCUUUUGUCUUCACUAAGGUCCUACUCCGGCUUCAAAAAUGUGUAUGAGGUAUCUCUAGGCUGUAGCCCCCAGUUCUUUGCAAGUGAAGAUGACCCUAUCAGCUUCUUUAGUUCUAAAGCAUACAUUUCUUUACCCCUUUGGAAUGCACAACAGGAAGGAGUGUUGGAGUGCGUACUGCACACAUCUGCUGAUCAAGGGAUUAUUCUUUAUAACUCUGCACGCCAAGGAGACUUUGUGGCUAUGGAAAUCCGUGAUGGGCUAAUAGUGGCAGUUAUGGGAAAAAGUGGGACUAAAAGUGAACUUCCCUCCCUCACUUAUAUUAAUGACAGAAAGUGGCAUUAUAUUAAGCUCCAGUUCACCUCAAGGAGCCUUCAGCUCACAGUGGAUGAAGAAACUGUAAAAACUAGCAUUAGUUCCCGAAAUAAAGCUCUUCAGUUAAGGGGUUCCCUUUUUGUCGGGGGCAUAGAUGACAGCACCCGUGCUGAAGUCAAGAAGGUUGGGCUGGUCUCUGUUUCGGGAAAACGUAUAAGAGGAGGGUCUUUCAAAGGAUGCUUGAAGGAUAUCAAGGUUAAUUUUGUAAAAAUGGGUCUGCCCAAUGCUUUAGUAACUAAAGACAUUUCUGUAGGUUGUGAACCUGAAAAGGAACCAGAACCAACAACACAAACUACACCAGCUACUCACUGGGCUCAGACUGCCCCGGUGCUUCCAACAACAUCCAUGUUCACACCAACAAGUGCUAAGCCUCUGGACAAGAAACGCAGCCAAAUGUUUUUAGUGCUCAGGAACCUUGUAGUUCCUGAAGGAGGACGAGCACCUCUAGAGUCAAAGCACAUAAAAGUGAAUCUGGAAUUUAAAAAACUAGGAAUACGUCAGUCUCAGAUUAUGUUUAAGAUACAAGAACAGCCUGUUCAUGGUCAGUUGAGGUUGGAUGUUGAUGAAGGUCAAGAGGAACAUACCUUUAGCAUGUUGGAUUUGUGGCAUGGGAGGGUAAUGUACAUUCACGGUGGUUCAGAAGACCCAGAAGACUUUUUUACAUUCUCUGUCUUCACCAGCAGCAAAAAGGAAGUUCCUCCUUACCUGAAGGGAAAUAAGAUGUAUAGAUAUAACAUAACCAUAACCCCUACCAAUGAUGCACCUGAGUUAAGCCUACCUGAAGGAAACCUCUUUGUGCUGCUAGAAAAGUCAAGAAAGCAUUUGACUAUUGAUGCUUUAAAAGCCACAGAUGUAGAUAACAAUUCUACAGACCUCUUUUUCUCCUUAUUGGGCAAUCUAAAUGCAGAUGCUGGAUUUUUGGAAAAUACAGAGAAUCCAGGGAAAAGCAUAACUACUUUUUCUCACGUUGACUUGGAAGAAGGAAAAAUAAAUUAUGUUCACAGUGGGGUCCGAAAUUCCAGGAUUGUUUUGAGAGUCAGUGAUGGAGAAAAAGUGAGUAACACAGUUGUUCUGAGAAUCAUGGCCAUACCACUGGAAUAUAAAGUUGCCAACAUUACUGGACUUGAUGUUCUGCAGGGUGAUGCGGCUUUGAUAAGCACAAAGGACCUGGCAAUACAAACUAAUGCCGUGAAACAGGAACUAGAAAUUCGUUACGAUGUCACUGAGUCUCCCAAAUAUGGCGAGCUGCAGAGAUUGAAUUCCAAUGGGGAAUGGAAACAAACCAGUUUGUUUUCACAGCGCACUCUUGAAAGGGAUCGAUUGAGAUAUCUUAGUACUUUCUAUGAAAUUCAGUCAAGUAAUGUUUCAGAUCAUUUCAAGUGCAAGGUUAGCAUUAGCUCAAUGGCCACAGAGGAAGUUGUUUUUCCUAUUAUGAUAAAAUGGGUACAGUAUAAACUGCUGAAAAAUAAAGUAAUGGAGGUUGACAAAGCACAAAGAGUAAUAUUGAAUUCAGAACAUCUCCACGCUAUUCCCAAAGGUGUAAAGUUAACAGAAAAUGAACUGUACUUCAGGCUUCUAACAUUGCCAAAGAAAGGAAAGUUGCUGUUAAACAAUAAGAUUUUAAAGAAAAACUCAACUUUUAGCCAAAGGAAUAUAACUGAUUUAAAAGUGCAUUAUGAACUACAAGACAGACCAUAUGAAGACACAAGGGACAUGUUUACAUUCCAGAUUUUCUCUAAGCAUGCACAAUCGGGAAUCUAUGAUUUUAAAAUUGCCAUCAAAGCUGACAUCAACAGUAUCAUAAUAAAAAACAAUGGAUUGUCUUUAAAGGAAGGCGAAAGUCAAUUGCUAACAAAAGAAGAACUGUUCUCAGAAACACUUAUCACUAAGUCAAUGCACUACAGAAUCACAGACCGUCCAAAACAUGGAAAGUUAAUACGCAUUAACCUGUCUAACUCUACCUCAAGCAAUGACAACAUAAUAGCAUUCACCAACCAGGAUAUCCUAGAGGAGCGCAUUAUGUAUGUCCAUGAUGACAGCGAAACCACCCAUGACCAGUUUACAUUUGUAGCAUCCACCCAGCAGCCCGCAAAGGAAUCAGGACCAGUGGCAGAGACGAACAUUGUGGAAAGCACAUUUAACAUCUCAAUAAAGUUAAUAAAUGAUGAGAAGCCAGUCCGUAUUGUUGAUGAAGUCUUUCAUGUUGUCAAAAAUGGACAGAGACUUUUAACACUGGAGGACUUGUGCUAUCAUGAUGCUGACUCUGACUUUGAUGAUGGGCAGCUUCUGUAUACCCGGCGUGGAAUUCCCAUGGGCGAUCUGGUCCUUGUAAAUGACACUUCUCACAAACUUUACCAGUUUCACCAGGAGGAUCUGGAGCAAAAGCGUGUGUUAUUUGUCCAUCAUGGACCAAAUAUUGGUCGCUUUGUGCUGUUUGUGUCUGAUGGAAAGCAUUAUACAUCUACUUUGCUGGAUGUCAGUGCACAAGAACCUUAUAUCAAGACAGCGAACAAUACAGGCCUGCUGGUACAAAAAGGACAGCAGAAAAUGUUCAGUUCUGCCAACUUUAGUGUGGUUACAAACCUGGAUGUAAGAGAUGAUAAAGAGAUUAUCUAUGAAAUGUAUCUUCCCCCAAAACAUGGUGGGCUUUAUCAGGAUGAGCUGAAGGUGGAUGUGUUUACACAGCAUGAUUUGAAAAAAGGCUAUUUAGUCUAUCGACAUGAUGACAGCAAAAAUUUGGUAGACUUCUUUAACUUCACUGUAAAGGUACAAAAAAUGCGUUUGGAUGCAGGAGUUAACAUAAAAGUAUACUUGGAAAGCCACCAGCUCCCACCAAAGGUCAUGCAUAAUAACACUCUUCUCGUGGAAGAAGGAAAGCCUGUUAAGAUCAGUAAACGAAAACUUGAGGUUACGCAUGAAGAUAACUUGCCAUCAGAAAUUGUUUAUACUGUAAAAGUUCCUCCUUCUCAUGGCUACAUCCGCAGCUUUGCUGAGGGAGAAGAACAUUACCUGGGAAGUGAAAACAAUCCAAUCUGGAGCUUCUCUCAACAGGACAUCAAUGAUGGGAACAUUCAGUAUGUGCAGGUGGAGGCAGACCAGCUUACAGACUGCAUAGUGUUGGAUGUCUCAAAUGGCAUCACAGAAGUCAAUGGAAUCAUGAUCUUGAUUGAAAUUAUUCCUCGCAUGAUCCCUCUUGAAAUAUAUAACAUCACUUUAAAGGAAGGAGCUUCCAAAGCUCUGACAGAGGAUGUUAUUAAAGUUAACAACAAACACUUUGCUGCCCUGAGUUUUCAGUAUUUUAUCUGGGACCCUCCAAAACAUGGCCAUAUAGAGCAUUCUCGAUACCCUGGUGUCCACCUCAGCUCUUUUACUAGAACACAGGUUGAACAAGAGUUCGUAUAUUAUGUUCAUGAUGACAGUGAGACCGUGUCUGAUAAUUUUACUAUCAUUGCCAAUGACACUGAACUUAGAAAGAAGAGUCUUCCAUGGACAGUGUUUGUAAACAUUACACCAGUGAAUGAUGAGCCUCCUGUUGUAACAGCCAACAGAAUCUUCAGGGUAUGGGUGAGCUCUGUGACAGAGAUAACUGAAGAAGAUCUGAAUGCUGAAGACAGAGACAGUCCACCAGAAGAUUUGGAGUAUAUCGUCACUCCUCCUAGCAAUGGUCAUCUGGCACUCAAGAAUUCUGCCAACAAACACAUCUUCAACUUUACACAGGCCCACAUUAACCAGGGGCAGUUAGUUUUCGUGCACAGUGGUGCCAUGUCUGGUGGAUUUAACUUCCAGGUUAAUGAUGGGAUGAACUUUGCCCAAAGGCAGAUCUUCAGCAUCACAGCCAGAGCCUUGGUCCUCAGUCUUGAAAAAACCAAACCUCUCAAAGUGUUUCCAGGAUCUCUAACAGUCCUUUCCACUGAAAAUCUACAGGCAGUAACAAAUGACAACAGUGCUACAGGAAAUCGAACUAUAACCUUCACUCUCAUCAGCACACCAAAACUUGGGAAUCUCGUCAAGAUAGAGGCUGACAACUCAACAUCAGAAAUGUCUUCUUUUACCCAAAUCAUGGUGGAUGAUGGUGUGAUUGCAUAUAAGCAAAGCAAUGUCGAACCUGUGGGUUGGAGUGCUGUGGAUUCCUUCAGAUUCAGUGUGUCAUCCCCACCUGCCUCCCUUGAACCACAUGUGUUUAACAUUGACAUUUCAUAUGAAAACACUGGACCGGAAUCUAAAAGCCUUCUCCUCGCAAACACAGGUGCUACAGUUACAGAGGGAGAGAAAGUUGUUAUUGACAAGUCAAAGCUGGAUGCAUCCAACCUCAUGGCAAAACUGCCCGAAGAUCAGCGAAACUCUUAUGAAGUCUGGUUUCAGGUUGUAUCUUUCCCCCAGCAUGGUGUAAUCAUAGUUGGAGAACGUAACCUGACCAAAGAAAAACCAAACUUCUCCCAGUUUAUUGUCAACAAGUAUGGGAUCACCUACCUGCAUGACAAUUCUGAGACCACUUAUGACAGCUUCCUCUUUAACUCCUGGCUCAACCUGAAGAGCAAGCCAGCUUCUCGUCCCCAGGAUGGCAGUAAUGUUGUUGAAGAGUUGUUUAACAUCACUAUUAUUCCUGUGAAUGACCAGCCCCCACAACUGAAGACCAAGUCCCCAAGCCUGAGGGUAGUACAGGGAGACAAAGCUGUCCUUGGUCCUGAGAACUUGAAUGUGGUAGACUUGGAUAACCCUCCAGAGGACAUAAAAUACACCAUAAUCACUAAACCUAGUAAUGGCUUUAUGGCCGUGGAAGGUCAUUUGAAUGAAUCCAUCAUGGCCUUCACACAGGCUGAUCUUAAUAGUGGUAAAGUGUGGUUUGUCCAAGAUGGCACUCCCUUCUCUGGGGUCUUUUAUUUCAGUGUUACUGAUGGCCAACAUCGACCGAUCUACAAACUGUUUAAUCUACAAGUAACUGCGAUCUCUGUCUUUCUUUUAAACAAUACAGACCUGGUUCUUGAACAGGGUCAGAACUCUGCAAUUCUCACCAAUGAGCAUCUAGCUGCUGAGACCAAUGGUAAGAGCACAGCAAUCCAGUAUCAGGUUACAACCCCUCCCCAGUAUGGUAGCCUUCUUAUUGAUAAUGAAGUUGUCACACAGUUUGAUCAGGAUGACCUUCAGCAAAAAAGACUGUCUUACCAUAUGAUUAAUCUCAUGUCUUCCAAGGACAGCUUUGAAUUUACUGCCUUCACUUCAGAGAGUAAUUUGACACAGCAGGUUGUUAACAUUACAGUAAAGCCUUUGAUAAAAUUACGAAAUGAUGUAAAGAUCCCCUGUGGUGUUAUAGUGAAACUGAGGAAAGACAUGCUAAACGCCACAGAGUUAUCAAUCUUAAGUGGCAGUGAUCCUCACUUUGAAAUACUUUAUCCUCCGAAGCAUGGUAACAUUUUUAAAGCUUUGACAGUUAAAGAUAGACCUUCACAGCCUCUCCAGUCCUUCACGUUUGAUGAUUUAGAUCAAGGAAAAAUUGCCAUUAAAGUCAACGUCAACAUGACUGGAGUAGAAGAGAUGAACGACUCAUUCGUGUUUGUUCUGCAAGCGGAUAAAGUUCAGCCUGCUGUUGGUGAGUUUACAUACACUGUUGUGCCGUACGAUCCAACACUGCUACCAGCUGUCACCACUGAAGGUCCCCUACAGACAACCAGAACGCCUGUGAACCAAACCACUCCACAAGAGUCUACAUUACACCUUCCUUUGGAACCAGUUCUAGCGACGCAAAAACCUGUCAAGACUGUGCAGAGAUGGAAAGGGAGGAACCGAUGGGGAACCCAGAACAGAAAUAACGUAUCUGUGCCAUCGGUUACAAAAGCCACCUCAGGGAAACAGGAGACCACAAGAAAAAACACUGCUGUGAGAGUGGAAUCUUUUCCCAGGAAAGCCUCCAACCCCCUGCUCAUCAUCCUCCCUCUGUUAGCUUGCCUACUUCUCAUCAUUAUUCUGGUUGUGCUGAUCUUAGUGUUCCGACACAGGAGGGAGAAGCAGAAACCCUUGAUUCAGAACCACCCUAACAAUAACAUCCCUCCUAGCAGCCCACACCUUGGACAGCCAGAGAGAAGCUUAACCAUUCCCUCUGUAACCGUCACUCCCCUGCACACAGACAAUGUGGGGAGUCCACUGCUUCUGGGUCCUCAAGGACACACUGUGGUGGCCCCUGGUAGUCCCCAAGACACCUCCUUGCUCCUUUGUUCCUGGAAUAACUUGGAUCCAGAAACCUUACAGCAUUGCCGGACUACUAACCCGUCUUUGAGGCACAACCAGUACUGGGUAUGAAAUUUGCCUUAGUGCUGAUGAUUUAGUUGAGCCAUCUUUAUUCUACUGCUGCUGGACAGUCUGUAGAAUUAGAUCAAGCAGAGUGCUAGCCUAGGCCAUUUUUAGACAACCUGUCUGAUGCUGAUAGACUUCUGUUUCAGCUCAUUGAUGCACUGUACAACACUAAAGGUAAAAAAAAUGAAUGGCUUGAUACAGCUUAUUUAUUAAAUCUUAAAACUAUAAAAUUUGAAAAUAAAUGUUGGCUAUAAACAUUUAUUUUCAAAUUUAAUUGUGUGUGAAUUUAACCUUGGUUAGUAAACAUGUUCAUGUUCCUAUUACCUCCAGACUGUAGUUACAGUACUUGGAGUUACAUAGAGAUUUGUUUCAAUGAGAGCUUUACUUACAGGACAAGGUAAAGAUCACUGUCUAAAAAACUAAACAGCAUCCUCACUUUCAGUUAUUUUUAGCAUUGUUUCAUUUUCUACCACAAUGCAUUUAAAAAUGACUAUGUGUUCUGGAUACUUCCCUUUUAAAUGGAAAGUUACACCCAUGUUUAAUUAAAUCGAUUCUCUAAAUUCUUCCUAAUUUUGUGUGAAACCUUCGUGAUUAAAAGAUGAAAACCAAGCAUAUGCUCUAUAGAUAGUUCAUUUCAUUUAGAUAGUUUUUUUUCAUUUGAGUAAUAUCUGUACAUAUGUUUUCACUUAGUUACUUACUUUUCAGACAUACUGUAUUCCAACAAUCUGUACCAAUAUUCUGAGUAUGACACUGGUAUUAUUUAUUAUUUUAAAUAUUAUCAUUGUUGUUGUUUUGUUUACUGCAGAAUAAUUUUUUUUCAGCAUGGUACAAAUUUACACAAAAUAAGUUAGUGAGGCUAUAUCUUAUACUUACUAAGGUAAAGGUACAAAUUUAAUUAAGCUUUAACUUUUCAAACUCCAACCAAUAUUUGAAAGUGCUUUACACUAGCUUUCCUUUCCUUACACUUACUUUUUACAACUUAUAUCCAUCCAUUUAUUUUCUAAUGACUUUAUUCAGUGUUGUAGAGGAGCCAGAGUCUACUUAACAAGCGUUGGGUGCAAGGCAGGAUAAACCCUGGUGGGGUUGCCAGUCCUUCACAGGGCACACACAGACAGACACACAAUUCACACCAGGGCCAGUUUUACCAGAAGCCAGUUAACCUACCAGUAUGUCUUUGGAGAAAACCAGAGUGCAUGGAGGAAACCCCCAUGAACAGAUCAGUUUUUCAUUUGAUGGGAACCCUUGCUUUUUCAAUCAAGAGAUUGGAGUAUAUUGAAAGAACUGUAGCAACUCUAACACUGGUUCAUACUAUAAAAUAGCUGGUGUUUUUACAAAUAGAGUUUUUCAGAACAGUUUUACUUCUCUUUUUUUGGACUAUGUUUCACAUAAACUAAACUCUGUUGCAAAAUCUGUUGAAGUAGUUUCCAAGUAGGACCAGAACCUUAUAGAAAUCAGAUGUUAUUGUUUUGUAACAAUGCAAUAUCAAAACCAAAUUCAGAAUAAGUCUGUCUAAAUUUAAUCCUGCAAAAUUGAUCAUUUGGGUUAUUUUAUGUAUUCUAAACCAAAACAGUACUCACUGUAUGCACAUUCUAAUGGCUAACUGUGUAAAAUUCUUAUAUUUUUAAGUAGAGUUAAGUAUUUAUGUGUCGGGAUCUGUUUGGAAACUAAGUUGGCAUUUUGGAUCAGAUAAUUUAUACAAAUAUACUUUACUGUGAAAAUUGAGUUUUUAAUUAUGUCCAUGAAAUUAAAGAGUGACUUGAGUGAACCAGCUACUUUAGUUGGUCAGGCAAAUUCCACUACAUUUAGGCUAGAAAAAAUAAAUACAAUUUUUUAGAGCUGUAACUAACUGAUCCAUUUGUCGAUGAUGUUAUUUUUGAAAGUAAACUAAAUUAGAUAUUGCAGUUCUGAUUUUUCCUAAUGUGACUUGAAAAAGGAAAUAUUCGGGAGUUAAGAGAGAAAAAAAAAACACUUACCCUCUACCCUGCAAUGCUUUCAAAGAAAAAAGGAGGGUGUAUUGAUCAAUUAUCCUUAUGAGACUAUUACUCUAACUGAAAGCCAGGAAUCUGAGUGAAGGACAAUUAACAAUAUGGUCCUCACCCAGUUUCCUCUGUAUAGUGACAUAUUCUUGAACAGCCAUUCUUAGGUUUUGUGUUUUAAUUUAAUUCCAUUUCAUUAUAGUAUAAAAUAUUCUAUAAAAUAGUACUUUGAUUUACUCUGCUUUUGCUAAUAAGACUUUCUUUUGGUCAUGUUUUUGCCGUCUUGAGAUCAAAUAGCCAGACCCAGACAGGACUGCAAAACGUUUUAAAAUCACAGUCAUAAAAUAAUAAUAAUAAUAAUAAUAAAUUGUUAUAAUAUAAAAUUAUAAUAAAUUGGACUAUCAAGAAUUCAGGCCAUUCUGCUUGGCCAAAAUGCAAUUUAUGCAGUGCCACAAAUUAACAUUAAGUGAUUUUUGUUCAAGCCAUGUGCUUGAACACAAGUAAAUUCUGUGUGUCAAACAACAGUUCUGAAAGUUUAAGUGUGCUUAUUAACCAGGUAGAGUACUGCAUUUGAUAUCAUUCAAUGAAACACUCAAAUAUUGCUAGAUCAUGGUGCAGAAAAUCACUUAUCAAUGAGUGCAUCAAUCACACUCCUGUUGGACACCUUCACCUUCAAUUUCAUUUUGCCUCAUUUUAUCACUGGUUUCUUUUCUAACACCAUUUUUUCUUCCAUUUCAUUCUUAGCAGAGGCAUACUAAAAAUGCAUUUGAAGUACAAAUGAAAAAAGUUUAGUUUCAUUAAUCAAAUAAAAUUGCCUGGAACGUGUCUAAUUUCUUUGAUGAAAACAGCUCCAAACAGAACAUUCACCAUACCUGUAUUUCUGAAGUGAAUGCUGUUUAAGCACAUUGAUGAUUUUUUUUUCUGAGUUCUUUCACCACUUUUGCCAAAAUGUGACAUUAUUAUGCAUGAAAGUUGUGAAAUUAUUAUUUUUGACAUUUUUUCAGUGAAGCGCUGACAGCUGCAUUCAACAACUAAUUUGUCUCUCAAAUGUCAGCUCCCAAAAGCAACAGAUACAGGGUUAAAUUUAAGUUCUGAUGUAAGAAAGGAAUUGUAUAUUUAACAUUUAUGAAUGAGAAUCUAUUCAUGUCCUAGGGGAAAAACCACUUUUAAAUUGAGGGUAAUACCUCACUCUCUACCUUACUGUUUACAUCGGAAACACUGAAUUCAUGCUUUACUAUUAUUUAAUUUGGUAUUUUAUGUAUUUACUGUGUGUUUGGAAUAAAGUAUUGUGCAAACA